Messenger RNA from Myodes glareolus (Bank vole), 1582 nucleotides. RefSeq names its product centromere protein L (gene Cenpl). Lineage: Eukaryota; Metazoa; Chordata; Mammalia; Rodentia; Cricetidae. The record is from RefSeq and is a predicted model, not a curated record.
GGCUUGGAGUUCGCGGGGCUGCGCCUUCGUUCGCGAAGGGAGGUUUCAAGUCUACUUUCGAUCACAGGGGAGCUUCUGAGAGGGGGCUUCCGGGACGCCUUGUCUUUCGUGGGCAGACGCUAACUCCCGAGGAGUGAAGGUCGCAGAGCUCGCCCGCUAGGGAAGCUGUACUGUCUCUCCCAAGUCUUGGAGCCAGACUUGAAGAAUGAUUCGUGAAUCCGGAAUGGAUGACAACGUCAUCACGACAUAUUUUUGACUAUGGAUUCUUAUAAUUCACCUGGACCAACUUCUAGACGAAGGACCUCAAAUCUGAAAGACUAUUUUAUAGGUGCCACCCCUCUGCAGAAACGGCUGGAAUCGGUCAGGAGGCAGAGUUCAUUUUUUCCCAGUCCACCUCGGAGAAAAUUACCCCAGUGUUCACAGUUGCAGGAAGAAAUUGAUCCUGAGAAGGUGGCAUUUCUCCUCCACAAACAAUGGACUGUAUAUAGUUUAACUCCCCUGUAUAAAUUCUCCUAUACUAACCUCAAAGAAUAUUCUAGACUUCUAAGUGCAUUUAUUGCUGCUGAAAAGCAAAAAGGACUUGCUGUGGAGGUGGGAGAAGACUUCAACAUCAAAGUGAUUUUCUCGACUCUACUUGGAGUAAAAGGGACACAAAGGGACCCUGAAGCUUUUCUUGUGCAGAUUUUCUCAAAGUCUCAGUCAUCACGUGAGCAGAGAGAGGGUAAAGUGCUAUGGACUGGUUGGUUCUGCUGUGUGUUUGGAGAUAGUCUUCUGGAGACUGCUUCCGAAGACUUCACCUGUCUACCCUUGUUCCUUGCAAAUGGAGCAGAGGCCAAUACAUCCUUGAUUGGAGGCUGGUUUCAGAAGACUUUUGACUGUUGCUUCAGUCCUUUAGCAAUCAGUGCAUUUAAUCUUUCCUGGAUGGCUGCCAUGUGGACUGCUUGUGAAAUGGACCAUUACACGGCUACCACUGAAUUUUUUUGGUCUGUGCCCUGUAGCCCUCAAAGCUUGGAUAUUUCUUAUGCAAUUCAUCCAGAGGAUGCAAAAGCUUUAUGGGACAGUGUCCACAAAACACCUGGGGAGAUUACCCAGGAGGAAGUUGACUUAUUUAUGGACUGCCUUUAUUCACACUUCCACAGGCAUUUCAAAAUUCACUUAUCAGCCACAAGAUUGGUUCGUGUCUCGACAUCUGUAGCUUCAGCACACACUGAUGGGAAAAUAAAGAUUCUGUGUCAUAAAUACCUUAUUGGUGUGUUGGCCUAUAUGACAGAACUGGCAAUUUUUCAAAUUGAGUGAAUUCUAGUAUGGACUCUAAGUGAUGCAUUAUAAACCCUUUCAGUUACUUUCUGAGUUGCUAUUCCAAGUGGGACAGUGGAGGAAAUGUAGCACCUGUUUUCUCAUGGUGCCUUUGGAGUUGCCCGGGUAGAUCUGAAACGCAGCAGUGGUCAUGGGGUGAGCCAUGGUUAUGUGCUUGUGUGUCCAUAUAUCACUGUGGUCCUGUUAUGUAUAAAUGCUGUAGAAGAUGCUGAAUUGUUAACAUAAAAGUAUCCAGCUUAAUCAAAUAAACAUAUAUAAAAUCUGG